Messenger RNA from Porites evermanni, 4883 nucleotides. Lineage: Eukaryota; Metazoa; Cnidaria; Anthozoa; Scleractinia; Poritidae. The record is from the annotation of a GenBank genome assembly.
AUGGACGCAGAAGGUCUUCAUAUGGCGGUUGACUACGUGGGAAGCAGUGGUGUUAUUCUUAGUACAGAACAGAAAGCAGCCUUACAGUCAUCGCUGGUUAUUUUGAAAAGCAACUACAAGUUUCGUGGAGUGAAAUUUUGGGGCAAAAUUCUUGGGGUGAAGAGCGAUUACUUUAUUGUGCAGGGAGUUGGUAAAGAUGAACUGAAGGAUAGAAAAACACUAUACAGGUAAAUUGUAUUCGAAAUCUAGUGAAAAGUCCUGUGGAGACUGACUGACAAAUAUUGCACAAAUUGUUCCUUUAAAGAUAAGCUUACAGAUCGAAGUUAAUUGUAUUUAUUUAUUUAUAUGUUAUAAUUCACAAAGUUUUCCCAUCACUGUGAAUGCAAAGGUUUCUGAUGGGAAAUUUAUGAAGACUUCUGUCGAAUGAAUCUGAUGGUAUUAUCCCCCCCCCCACCUCCGGCUCUCUUAUGAAUGAAGAAUUACACAUGUACAGUAGGCAGAUCUCAGAGGGUGUUAUCUGCUGAGGCUAAAAUCAUCCUUCCAGACCCUGCCUAAUUCUCAAUAUCAAGGCAAAUCCAAAGCUAUUUCUUUUUUUGCUAAACUUGUGAAAUUUUCUGCCAUUUUCUCCUUCUCUACCAAAACAGCCAAGCCGUCACAGUCAAUCUUAGUCCCCAGAGGCUUCUUGGUUUUCCAACCCUAUUUCUGUCAUUAUUCUGUACAAUUACCAUUAUCUGUACCAAUAUCGCAAGUCCCUUCCAAGUUUGCUCAAUGCUACAACCAGUUGCAAAAGUACUUGAAACACUGUACCGUAUUUUGGUAUUUAUAAAUGGCCUGUCCAUAAUCUUGUGCUUGUGAUCCCCCCUCCACCCCUUAUCAAAGUUGCUAGCAAUACAAGACCAUGCUCAAAACUCUGAGGAACAACUUUGAAUUAUACAACUUAUACAUUGUCCGUGACUGUGCUCACAUGGUGGGUGGCUCCUCCUAAAAUGUUCUGCAAUUGGUAUAUAGGAUUUAAUGGAGCCGACACCAAUAAUUAUUGUGGAAUUGCACGCAUUUUAGGCAUCCUACUGAUGAACAGUUGCGACAUGUAGAUAUAUAUUUUUUAGCAACUAAGAUAAUUUGCAGUCUGUCUACUUUGAUUUGAAUGUGAGAGAGAGGAGGGAGCUUGGUAUUAUAUAUCACAGACCUGUGACUAGCAGCAUUUUGAAGCAAGAAAGGUCGUUUUUUUUGCGGGAGUGUCUCAGCAUUUUUGCUGCUGGUUGUAGCUCAUUUUGAAGAAUUAACUUUGGUAUUGAGCCAAUCAGAAAUAGAGAAAUAUUUUGAAUGAAUAUUUACAAUUUGCAAUUAUUGUUUUUGUGAUAGUCAAGACUGUGUACACUGGGGUUUACUGCCAGUAGUUACAGAAAGCAUGAGACACAACAGUUCCUUUGUGAAGGGACGUUUCACUGGUGACCCGUCUUACGAAUAUGAACACACUGAGACAAAGAGAGUGGAAAGCCAAGAUGGAGAUAGAGUUGAAGGAGCUGAGGAGGAGAAUAUUGUAAGUAUUACUUUGGAGCCUUUCUAUUAAAUUGGGUGCAUGCACAAUUAAUGUUUCUGUUUUUUUUUUUUUCCACAUCAAUUUUUUUGGAAUUCAAACUACUGAAUGCACAAACUUUCUCUUGGAUCUCGGAGGUGAUAUGAGCUAUUUAAAGUAGUUUGACUUAAGAUGUGGUGGUUGUUGUUUCAUUUCCUUAUCAUUGCUGCUAUCAUGUUGAUUCUCUUAGAAUGACAAGAACAUUGCUCCAAAUUCUCUCAAUUUUGUUAGAAAUGUCUGAGGCUUUCAUAGCUAUUAUUUUUCACUCUAUGAAUCAAGAACUUUAAUGGUUUGACAUCAUUUUUAUUAAUAAGUGUGUAGUUCAGUCUGUCAAACAGACACCAGUGGUUCAGUCCUUGUGAUGGAAUAUGAAAUGAAGCAGUGUACUGUUCUCAUAUUACAAAAACAUCGGCUGAUAGGCCCCUGUAAUAUUCAUGGUUUAUAUGAGUUAUGUUACCUUGGGAUUUUAUCGUUUUUUAUUCAUAGAUAAUGGUGAAAGAGGAGGACAGGCUUGCAACAACUAUUGAAGCUAUAGACUAUGAUGUCAGGAUAGUACCCAGAGGUGCAUACUUUAGAACAGCUCUUGGCACGGUGGAGGUGAACAGAAGUUUUGAAGGUGUGUAUAAAUGAGACUUGUCUACCCUAUUGUUUUCUCAGUUGAGUGGUAUAUAAGCUCGCAACAGCUUACAGAACAGGGAUUUUGUCUGUGUGGAGCUAAAGAGUGCAUGAAAAGAAGGUAUAAAAUACAGCAAAUACAAAUUUUAUUUUUGUUGUUUGUAACACUUGAUAUAUAUUAAAUACUUGGGAGACAAAUAUAUUUGCUUAACAAGGAGCUCUGAUUUUGUGUUUGGCAAGCAAUUUUUCGAGCUCCAUAGCAAGUAAGGAUGCACAAUUGGCAUUCUCAACAAAAUGAACUAGACCUGACACAGCCCCUUUAAUCAUUAAAUAAUAUUGUUAUAAAUUAUCCCAUAUCCAUCAGGUUUGUCAGUAGCUGAUUCAGGCAAGCUUUCCAGUUAUUUCCACUUCAGAGAACCAUUUCUUCUAACCCAGAAGACUCUUCUUCAAAAGGUAUGGUACUAAAAUGUAAACAUACGACUUUUGAGAGAAUACUAUUAUUAUACUAUGAUUUAUACCAAACCCAAACAAUGCUUACUGCAAAAAAACCCUUUUAUAAAUUCUAUUAGUAUCCAUGACUUAUAAAAGGGUGUUAUAAGAACAUGUUCAUUACACAAAAUAGCGCAAAAUAAAUGGAGGGAUCAAUGCAGUGUUGAUUAGACCACAGCACAAAAUAGAUGUGCUUGAUUAAUCAACGCAAUGACAGAAAUUGACACCCACCAAUGAACAAGAAACAAGGCGAGGUGGAAGAGCUGGGAAGAACCCAAAAGUGGUGGCAUGCGACAGAAAGUGUUGGUCAGAGAACGUGAUGGCCUUAUGCGCCCUCUAACAUAAUGAAAACGGAUAAUGAUGUUGAUGAUGAUGAUAUUACUUUUGUCAUAAACAUAAAUGAAUUAAAUCAAUGUGGAUUUUUUAUAAAAUCACUUUGCAAUUUUUUUGCUUUGUCCUUUAACAGGCUGAGCUGGAUAAAGCUGUUGAUUUUCUUGAUCCUAUUGACACUGAUGUGCCGAAAGGAGGUGAAAGCUGCUUUACAUUUUUAAUUUCCUUUUUUAUAACUAUAAACUUUUAGUCAUCAGAGACUUUGUCACUUUGGUUGGAACUUAAUUAAUCAAAAUUUAGACAGACCAUUUGCCCAUUUCCCUAGAUUAUUAGUAGCCAGCAAGCAAGCUCUAGGCGAUCCACUCCAGGGUGCUCUGGCGAUGGGGCGGGAACAGGAACAAGAGCUUGCAACUACGUCUCUGGAAAUUGAAUAUCUGCAUCGAAAAAGUCUAUGCGAAAUGCUGACUGGUGGAGAUGACAUUAGUAUAUGACAUCAUUACCCUUGGCACAUUUUUUUUCAAUGUUUGUUUACAUUCACGCUAUUUUCUACUUCACACUGAUUGGCGGAAAUCUGACAGCUCAGUCGACGGUGAGCCACAGGGGAAUUGGAGGUGGAAUUCAAUUUCCAAAAAUGUAGUUACAAGCUCUCCUUCCUUUUCCCACCCCACCAGGGUGGCCCAGAGAGCUUGCUCGAGCUUGCUCGCAGGCUAGAUUAUUAGUUCCCCAUUUGUUUUUUUUUAAAGUUUCAACUCUUCUGAUUUCAAUUUCCUGGCAUCACAUUUGCAACUUUUCAUUCAUAUGUUUUCUGUUUAUUUGUUUGUUUGUUAUGUAUAUUCGAUGGUACUAGAAUAAUAUGUUGUAACUGCGACUCUAACAGUUAAAUUUUGAGGUGGAUUUGACUAUCACUUUCUGUCCCUUCGUAAGGUUACAGGACAGAAGUUAUGUAAACAAAAUUUUGACUCUUUGUGAUUCUUAUAUGAUAAGGAACUAAGUGAUAUUUAACCUGUCACAGUAGCCUGCGUGCAGACGAUGACUAAACUCUGAUUAGUACCGUCUGCGCGCAGGCUACUGUCACAGUGGCUGGGGUUAUUACAGGUUUAUUACUGAAAAUAGCUGUCAGACAAGCCGUAUAAAUGGCUUGUUUCGUGAAACAUGAAAUGCAGUUUUUACGAUUUUAAAACGUGAAUGAUUUUUUUGGGUACUUUCGCUCACAUGAUAGAGAACGCAAGAAAGUAAGCCAGGUGUGAAAGCGAAGCGUUUGGAAGGGACGGCUAUGCUUUUGCCUGUUUUUUGGCGUUUUACUAGGGAAAAAAAUCAAUAUUUUUCUUGAAUUUUAUUUGUUGCACCUGACUAACAAUGAAAGAGAGAACUGCGAAUAAAAGCUACGAGAUAACGCGCGAGCGAGUGACAAAGCGUCUCGCUUUUGCGUGCCCCGCCCGCUUGGCCCUCACUAAAGCUAGAUAAUAAUCUAGAAGAUAUUUAAAGGCUUUUUUCUGUUUGUUGCAGGUUCCUGGAGUAUUCAGUUUGAACGUGGUAGUGGCCUUGUCACCCUUCGUAGCCUUCACUGGCUUGGCUUCACUUUUUAUCACGUGCCAAGCUCCAGAAAAUAUGGCUCAGUAUACGUGGGUCUUGGAACCAAGAAUCUGGACUUGCCUUUUAUGCUGUGAAAGCACGCGUUAUCAAAAAAACAUUUUGUGUAACAUAGUGUAUUUAUAAUAUCCACUUGAGUGAGGUGCUGUUUGUAACAAUUGUAUUAAUUUCCAUUCUGAUUUUUAACCAAGGAAUGUUUAGCGAGCAUCUUGAAGUGAAAUAAAAACAGCGUGGAAAAGCAAGCAAGCAAUUUGCCGACUUUAAUUACACAUAAGAAAAUCCC